AUGGAAGAUAAGAAGCCCAAGCUCCACUAUCCCAAUGGCAGGGGCCGGAUGGAAACCAUACGAUGGGUUUUGGCUGCGGCUGGAGUCGAGUUCGAGGAAGAAUUCUUGGAAACGAAAGAACAGCUGCAGAAGCUGCAGGACGGUAACCACCUGCUGUUCCAGCAAGUGCCCAUGGUUGAGAUUGACGGCAUGAAGUUGGUGCAGACCCGGAGCAUUCUCCACUACAUCGCGGACAAGCACAAUCUCUUUGGCAGGGACCUCCAGGAGAGAACCCUGAUUGACAUGUAUGUGGAGGGGACGCUGGAUCUGCUGGAGCUGAUUAUCAUGCACCCUUUCCUGAGACCAGAUGAUCAACAGAAGGAAGUGGUUAGCAUGGCCCAGAAGGCUAUUUUUCGGUACUUCCCUGUGUUUGAAAAGGUUCUGAGGGACCAUGGACAAAGGUUCCUCGUGGGCAAUCAGCUGAGCCUUGCAGAUGUGGUUUUACUCCAGACCAUUUUGGCUCUAGAGGAGAAAAUCCCCAAUAUCCUGGCUUCAUUUCCUCACCUCCAGGAGUACUCCGUGAAAGUAAGUAAUGUCCCCACAAUUAGGAAAUUCCUUGAACCUGGCAGCAAGAAGAAGCCACCUCCCGAUGAGAUCUACGUGAGAACUGUCUACAACAUUUUUAUGCCGUCGUAA
Pipistrellus nathusii (Nathusius's pipistrelle) is the source of this 675-nucleotide messenger RNA. Lineage: Eukaryota; Metazoa; Chordata; Mammalia; Chiroptera; Vespertilionidae. The record is from the annotation of a GenBank genome assembly.